AUGUCGAGCGAGCGUGAACAUCUUUCCUCAGAAGCGUUGGAAGCAGCUUGCAUUUGUGCCAACAAGCACAUGGUGAAGAACUGUGGAAAGAACGGCUUUCACUUACGAGUUAAAAAACAUCUUUAUCACGUUACUCGGAUUAACAAAAUGUUAUCAUGUGCCGGCGCUGACAGCUUGCAAACGGGAAUGCGCGGAGCGUAUGGGAAGCCACAAGGUCUCGUAGCUCGUGUUGAUAUCGGAGACAUUUUUUUCUCGAUGCGUGUUAAGGAAGCAAAUGUAAACCACGCUGUUGAAGCUUUCCGUUAUGCCAAGUUCAAGUUUUCUGGUUGGCAAUUGAUUGCUGUUUCCCGUAAAUGGGGCUUUGCUCGUUGGGACAAAGCCGAUUACGAACGUAUACGCGCCGAAGGACGCCUACGAUCAGAUGGUGUCAAUGUACAGCUCGUUCGUGAGCACGGUCCUCUUGAGAAGUGGUUAUCUCUCACCACUGAUCAAAAACUUGAAACAACGCCAUUCACACCAAAAUGUCCGAAUAUUUUGAAGCCAAUAAGUGAUUCAUCUUAA
Angiostrongylus costaricensis is the source of this 561-nucleotide messenger RNA. NCBI's taxonomy places the organism in Eukaryota, Metazoa, Nematoda, Chromadorea, Rhabditida, Metastrongylidae. The record is from the annotation of a GenBank genome assembly.